Molecule: messenger RNA, 2828 nt
Organism: Apodemus sylvaticus (European woodmouse)
Lineage: Eukaryota; Metazoa; Chordata; Mammalia; Rodentia; Muridae
Gene: Ankrd46
Product: ankyrin repeat domain 46
Exons: 5
Coding region: 582-1268 (228 amino acids)
Molecular function (GO): protein binding
Source: RefSeq, a predicted model, not a curated record
CUGGGCGGUGGAGCCCGGCGCAGGUCCGAGCGGCUUCCCCGCGGGCGAUGCUGGCAGGAGGGCCCGGGUCAGGCCUGGGAUGUUGCGCGGAGGAUGCCCGCGGGUAUUCGGGAGUCUCCGGCAGCCCACGCUCCAGGCCGGGAUGCAGAGCUUAGUUAGGAAUUGUCAAGUCCUUAGCAGGUCACGAGGAGGCCGCAGCCCGGGCGUGCGAUCUGCCCAGACUGUCGCACUGCCCGGGGUAUCCCGGUGAGAGAAGAUUUGCACACUUUGUGCUUAGGCCUCAGGUGAUCAUGAACUUUCACACUUGACACACGUCAUUAAAAUGCAGUUGAUUUCUCUCCGGAUUUCCCAACAAUUGGCUUAGGGAGAAGACAUUUAUCUUAACCUCGUUCCACAGACUCUAGAAUUGGCUGAAGAAUGUAAUAAGUGUGUACUAUUGAAGAAUAAGGAAACUGAGGCACAGAGUCUAAAUUAACCUGUCCAAGUCCAGACAGUUGGCAGCGUAAGUGGGAUCUGAGACACCCAAGACUUCACGCCCGCAUCCCUUUACCUUCCAAAGGAGUGUCCAUCCACCACAGACAAUGUCCUACGUUUUUGUGAAUGAUUCUUCACAGACUAAUGUACCCUUGCUUCAAGCGUGCAUCGAUGGAGACUUCACCUAUUCCAAGAGACUUUUGGAAAGUGGCUUUGACCCCAAUAUCCGCGACAGCAGAGGCAGGACCGGCCUUCACCUCGCGGCGGCCCGAGGGAAUGCGGACAUCUGUCAGCUGCUGCACAAGUUUGGGGCUGACCCGCUGGCCACUGACUAUCAGGGGAACACGGCUUUGCACCUGUGCGGCCACGUGGACACCAUCCAGUUCUUAGUUUCCAAUGGACUCAAAAUUGAUAUUUGCAACCAUCAAGGCGCCACCCCUUUAGUUCUGGCAAAACGCCGGGGUGUGAACAAAGAUGUCAUCCGACUGCUGGAGUCUUUGGAAGAACAGGAAGUGAAAGGGUUUAACAGAGGUGCACACUCGAAGCUGGAGACCAUGCAGACGGCGGAGAGUGAAAGUGCCAUGGAAAGCCAUUCUCUGCUCAACCCGAACCUGCAGCAAGGCGAUGGAGUCCUGUCCAGCUUCCGGACCACGUGGCAGGAGUUUGUGGAGGACCUGGGUUUCUGGAGGGUCUUGCUCUUGAUCUUGGUCAUUGCUUUGCUGUCCCUGGGCAUUGCCUACUACGUGAGUGGGGUGUUGCCCUUUGUGGAUAACCAGCCUGAGCUGGUGCAUUGAGGCUGUCGGAGGGCAGCAAGGGGCCUGUCAGUAUGGCUUCCCAGUUCUUAGACUGUUUCUUAGCGCAGGGCAAUGAGGCCUGUCUGUGUUUAGGAUUUUUAUUUACCAUGAUCCUUGCAGAAGAAUGAUGUGUUCCACUGAACUUCGUCGCGUAGUUGGUUAUAUUGCAUCCUGAUGCUCCCCUCAGACACUGCCUGUGUCUCGGGAAGUCAUCCCCAGGCUCGUGUGAGCCACGUGUGGUACUAACCAGGUGGACACUCAAGGCAGAGGCUCGGAGCCUCCCAGUGGGGACGCGCCCUUGUGGAGGAGCAGUGGUCAUCAGAGAGCAGAUUACUUUUUCUAGGGGUCCAUUCGCCAGCGGCUUUGUCCUGCCUCCUUUGUCCCUUUGCAGUCGCUGUGUUCUGUUUGUAUUGACUUUACUGGCAGAAGGAUGGAGGGAAAACUUUCAACUGGAAUUUUAAUUUUUUUACAAUCUAUAUGACAAAUUAGAACUGUUAGGAACUUUGACUUUUAAGAGUAUAUAGUCAGAGAGUAGACAGGCUUAGACAGUUAGCAGUCUCCCCUUUAGCGGGACGCCCUUGGUCAGUGUUUAGUUGCAUGGAGCAGUUUUGAUUCACUCUAAACUGAUUGUUUGCAGGGUCUGAAGAUCAACUUUUUAUGGAGUUCAGCCCACUUUUCAGUCUCUUCCCAUUUUUACUUUUGAGAUGUCCCAUUCAGAAAAACACUAGGACAUUCUUUGUAGUGAAUAGUCAUUAGGAGAGCCCUCUCCUUCACUGUCCCCAAACUCGGGAGUGCCACCGAGACAGCGACACUUGAGUCUGUAAGCCAGCUGUGUCAUGAACGAACAUGUCCAGGUCAGCAGGAGUCUGUGUAACGAGUCCUGAACAACACCGUGCUGCUGCGACGACGCCUUCCUGUGUACCCGCGCCUUCCCAUAAUGAGUAGGAAUCUGGACCCUAAACUACAUGGUAGCUUCUCAGUGUCUCUGAAAGCCCUCUUUGGUUCUGUGGCAUAGAAAUCACAUUUCUUAUGAUAUUACAGAGCAUGGAGGUUCAAUAAUUGAGUAAAAUCUGAAACCUGCAGUGAGGAGCUAAUGAUUCUCUUUCCUAUAGCAGAGGCGCCCCUGCCGACUGGGUAGAGCUGCCCUCCACGAGCGUCUCCCUCACUGGUAUUUUCUCCUCUGCUUUCAGAUAUAAGACACUGACACUCUUUUCUUUCAUGUGUCUUUAUCCUGUCUGAAGGAACUGUUUGCAGCUCCUCACCGGCUGCUUCAGAAUCAGCUUGCAGUGUCUUGCAUUUAACUAAUCAUGUUUGGUAGAUUGCAGGGGGUGGGGGCAGAGGAAGGCGUUUGCUUUUGCAUGGAGAACACUAGAAUUCAAGUUCAAAGCAUGUUCGAAUGAAUGCUUUGGAAUUAGUGUCCCGUCUGUGAGUCAGAAUAUAUGUAAUAUGUAAAUAUUUUGCCUCUACUAUCCCUGCUUCCUGCCUAGCGAUGGUUUCUGUGCAUCAUGUGCUCCACAUUAUUCAUUAACUGCUUCCAAUAAAUGCAUUUAUAAAUCCUUA